Egretta garzetta (little egret) is the source of this 2396-nucleotide messenger RNA. RefSeq names its product carboxypeptidase N subunit 2-like. Gene Ontology annotation, molecular function: protein binding. The record is from RefSeq and is a predicted model, not a curated record. Lineage: Eukaryota; Metazoa; Chordata; Aves; Pelecaniformes; Ardeidae. The transcript is spliced from 2 exons. The annotation marks the transcript as partial.
UUUGACUGGUCAAGUGGCACCAGCAGAUAAUGCCUGGGGAGCACGUGUCUGUGUCCUCUGCGAGGGGUUUCUGCAAGUGGCCUCCCACGCUGGGGGCACAGCUCCACUGCCUGCACCCCGGCCGUCCCUUAUCUCCCCUCGCAGACCUGCACCCUGACCUCACAUGAAACCAAGCCCUGUGCCUGGGCUGUGGAUAAAGAGCUGGCCAGGUGAUGGGACCCCCGUCUGCUGGCCUCCCUCCUCUCAUGGCGUGGCUCGUUCCUGCAGCUGGACUUGUUCGCAAGCACUCGGCCAAGACCAUGUACCAGCAUCUCCUUUUCCUUUUCUUCCUUUCCUUCCAUCCCCAUAAAUGCCAAGAUCAAAUCCUGGGUGAAGAUCCAUAUGAAAUGCCCAAAGACUACCAGGAGGUCUACAGCGGGACAAAAAAUGACAUCAAAGAGAUCCCCAAGACUGCAAAGCCCUUCAUUUCUGAGAUGAUUUUCAUGCACACCAGCAUCACUGCUGUAAGGAAAGGUGCCUUCAGGUACAUGCCCAACCUGAUCAAGAUUUUGUUUCUUGGCAACAAGAUCAAGACAGUUGAACCUGGAGCCUUUGAUGGUUUGGAGAAGCUGAGGGACUUGGAGAUAUCUGGUGCCUCAUUAGAAGAACUAGCUGUGGGCACUUUCCAAAACCUUCCAAGCUUGCAGAGGCUGGAGCUGAGAGACAGCCGCCUCAGAUACAUCCCCAAAGGCCUGUUUGAUGGGCUGGAAAAUUUGGGAGAGCUCUCACUGCACAUCAAUGCAAUCCCUUCUCUUCCAGAAGGCAUUUUUUAUUCUCUCAUCAAUCUAACGUUUUUGGACCUGGCUAGAAACAGGAUCACGACUCUUCCUGGGGAUGCCUUUAGCAAACUCUCCCAGCUGCAAGUCCUCCGUCUGUAUGAGAAUGAGUUGCAGGACCUCCCAGAGGGGCUGCUAGACAGUCAGCCUGGGCUGCUGGAGCUCAGCCUCCAGAGGAACAGGCUCAGGGCGCUGCCACCCAUGCUCCUGAGGAGUCUGUCUCACCUGGAGAAACUCCUCUUGGACAACAACCUCAUUGGGGUUCUCCCACCUCAAGGCUUUUUUGGUUUAAACAAAUUGAAGCUGUUGACUCUGGGUUCAAAUCGUAUUAUGGAGCUCCCCUGCUUCCUUUUUGAUACCAUGCCACACCUGCGGGAGCUAGACCUGAGCAGAAACAGUUUGGCCACACUUCCAGACAGCAUCUUUGUCAACCUUACAUCUCUUGGCAAACUCAUCUUGUCUCACAACCAGCUAGCAGCCCUACCAAGAGCAGUCUUCACUGGGCUCAGCAAGCUCUUGGACCUCCAGCUGGACACAAAUCAGCUCUCUGCUCUGGAUGACAAGGUCUUUGCUUCUCUCUCAAAUCUGAAAACCCUCAACCUUCGGAAGAACCAGCUGGAGAGUGUCCCCCGAGGUCUCCUGGACCCCCUGAAGAAGCUCAGCUCAGUGUAUCUCAGUGGGAACCCAUGGAGAUGUGACUGCAACCUCUGCUACCUGCACAGCUGGAUCCUGGGCAACAGUGAGAAGGUCAAAUUGUCCACCCAAGUGUCAUGCAAGAGUCCACCCCACCUGGCAGGGCAAGCAGUGACAUCGCUGAGGGAUGACCACUUAAUUUGCUCAGCUACUUUGCCUCUUUCAGCUUCUUUUACCCCAUCUCUGCCAUUCACAUCCACAACGUCACAAGGGAUGUCAACCUUGCUGUCACCUGCAGCCUUGCCCACUGCAGCACCAACCAUACUGUCAUCAGAAGCCUUUCCCAUCAUGGCACUGCCAACCACGCUGUCACCUGUGGCCACCACUGCCACAUUACCAGCCAUGCCAACGGAGGCCUCCUUCACUGCUCCAUCACCAACCAUGCCAUCUAAGGCCUUCAUCACCACCUCAUCACAAACUGAGCCGCUCAAGAACUCCGUCAUCACCACACCAUCAUCAACCACACUGCCAACGGCCUCCAUCACCACUCCAUCACCAACUGUGCUGCUGAAGGCCUCCAUCACCACCCCGUUGCCAGCUCUGCCACAGGAGGCCUUCAGCCUGUAUCCAACUCCAUCCACCAUAAGCCUACAGCCUUCUGGGGCCACCAGACCAGAGCCUGUACUGUCCACUCUAGCUUCUGCCACCACACCAGUGCCAACCAGCCUGCUGGCAGCCACCACCAGGCAAGUGCCUCCUGCUCUUCUGGUGCCCACGGAGAGGCCAGACACCAUCCCAUGGGGGACACCAAGCAUCUCCCUUGUCUCAGCCCCUCCCACGGCACUGCUGGCCUCGCACUCCCCAUUCCACCGUGCUCCUGCACCAGAUGGGGAGCGGGACCAUGCCAAUGUGUGGGGCUUGUCCACAGUUGGCACCCAGCCUGCUCCC